AUGUUCAAUAACUUGGAGAAUGCGACUUCCACCCUUCGAUUCCAUCUCAACGGCAACCCAAUCAUCCUAGACGGCAACUCUUUUGACCCUGAUUCGACACUUCUUGACUUUAUACGCUCACAAGGACAGGGACACACAGGCACCAAGCUCGGUUGCGGCGAAGGUGGUUGUGGUGCCUGUACCGUCGUGAUCCAAUCGCGAAAUUUAAGAACCAAUCAGAUUCAACAUCUCGCUAUAAACGCAUGUUUGGCGCCGAUCAUUUCCGUCGAUGGUAAACAUGUGAUCACUGUCGAAGGUGUUGGUAGUCCACAGAAUCCUCAUCCAAUCCAAGAGAGGCUCUGGAAAUUAAGCGGAAGCCAAUGCGGUUUCUGCACUCCAGGAAUCAUCAUGUCAUUAUAUGCACUCGUUCGUAAUGCUGCAUAUCGUGGAUCGCUUUCGGCUGCAGAAGUUGAACUCGAAGGAGCUUUGGAUGGCAAUCUCUGCCGAUGUACUGGCUACAAGCCGAUCUUAGAUGCUGCGAAGACCUUUGUAGGCGACUAUCUCAAUGGUGAACUAACCGUUCCAAUAAACUUCGAGGCUGCGAACCUCGACCAUGCUGAAUGUUGCGCCAACCCAGCUCCUACCAAUAAAGGCUGUGGCAGAGCAGACUGUUGUCAGUUGCGUGAGCAAUCAGAUGACUUAGAUCUUACCAUGUCUCCAUCCAACUUCCCUCGUUUCCAUCUCAAACCAUACAAAGCCGGCACAGAGCUCAUUUAUCCACCUUCCCUUACCAAACACGUCCCAAAACUUCUGUCGUUUGGUUCUUCUUCUAGGAAAUGGUUCCGGCCUACUAGUUUGGAUGAGCUCCUUGAAAUCAAAACCCAAUACCCGACUGCGAAACUCGUCGGUGGCUCUUCAGAAAUCCAGAUCGAAGUGAAGAUUAAAGCGGCAUCUUAUCCAAUUUCAGUGUUUAUUUCCGAUAUCCCAGAAUUAUGUCGAAUAUGGCCGCCUUCGGUCGACCGCAAUACGUUCGAAUUUGGUGCGAAUGUCUCACUAGCUGAGCUCGAACAAGAAAGCAAAGCCCUUUGUUCGACCUUGGAUCCCACAAAAAGUGGCCCAAUCGAGGCGAUACGUACCCAAUUGCGCUAUUUCGCUGGUCUACAAAUUCGGAAUGUUGCGUCUGUCGGAGGAAAUAUUGCGACAGCUAGUCCCAUCUCCGAUUUGAAUCCCGUUUGGGUCGCAAUUGACGCAAAAAUUCUCGCCGCAAGUCCAGAACAGCCAGAAAUUAUUCUGCCUAUGUCCCAGUUCUUUACAGGAUAUCGCAAGACCGCCUUACCGCAGAAUGCUGUCAUAGUCAAAAUUGUCGUGCCCUUGAAUACUUCCAAAGACAGAGAGGUCGUUCGCGCAUACAAACAAGCAAAGCGCCGGGAUGACGACAUUGCCAUCGUGACAGCAUGUUUUGCCAUGCGAGUCUCCUUGAAUGGAAUCAUAUCACAUGUUCGAUUGGCCUACGGUGGCAUGGCCCCAACCGUUGUCUCUGCCACAAAGACCCAGACCUUCUUGACUGGCAAGUCUUUCUCGCCCAAGACUAUGGAGGCGGCUCUCGACAUUCUCGGACUUGAAAUGCAUCUCCCGUUCAAUGUUCCUGGAGGAAUGGCGUCGUAUCGCAAGACGCUGGCUCUUAGUUUCUUUUUCAAAUUUUGGACCAGUGUUUCAAGCGAAGUCGGAUUAGCAACCGAUGCUCUUCCAACUGCCUCGGAAAUCGCCGACAUAACAAACCUUAUUCACCGCCAACUGAGCACCGGCAGGCAUGACAACAGUGAUCCCUACGCUCAAGAGGUCGUUGGGCGUCAAGAACCACAUCUAUCUGGCUUACUUCAAGCCACCGGAGCUGCCGUUUAUGUUGAUGAUAUGCCCAAAGUGGGGAAUGAACUAUAUGGCGCCCUCGUCCUUUCCACCCGCGCCCACGCCAAAAUUCUUUCCGUGAACGCUUCGCCCGCAAUCGAGAUGGAGGGCGUCGUUGAUUGGGUCUCGCAUAGUGAUCUGCCAAAUGAGAGAUCUAACUGGUGGGGAGGCGGACCAUUCAUUGACGAGGUUUUCUUUGCUGUCGACGAAGUCGUUGCACAUGGACAACCGAUAGGUAUGGUUGUUGCGCAUUCUAAAAUUAUUGCCCAGAAAGCUGCGCGCGCCGUCCAAAUCGAGUACGAGGACCUUCCCCGAAUUCUCACGAUAGAAGAGGCGCUUGAGCAGGAAUCUUUCCAUCCGGUAUAUAAUAGAUUCAUCCGAAGGGGAAGGCCCAUUGAAGAAUCGCUCACAACUUCAGAUCACGUGCUAGAAGGAGAAACGAGAAUGGGAGGACAGGAACAUUUCUACCUUGAAACAAUGGCAGUACUUGUUGUUCCAAAGCUUGAGAAUGGUGAAAUGGAUGUCUAUUCGUCGACUCAGGGACUAGCCGAGACGCAACGCUGGGUAGCCAAUGUGACUGGCGUGCCACGAAAUCGAAUUGUUGCGCAUGCUAAACGACUCGGAGGGGGAUUUGGAGGGAAGGAAUCUCGCAGUGUUCACCUGGCCGCAAUCACAGCCGUAGCUGCGAAAAAGACCAGGAGACCAGUGCGUAUCAUGCUCGAUCGACAAGAGGACAUCAUGACCACUGGUCAACGACAUCCAUGUUUGACAAAAUGGAAAGUGGGCUUCACCUCUGAGGGGAAGCUUCAGGCGUUGUCUGCAGAUUUCUAUUGCAAUGCAGGGUAUUCUAUGGACUUGAGCGGAGGCGUUAGCGACCGGGCACUUGCCCAUCUGGAGAAUUGGCACCUAUUAUAUCCCCGACGUCGAUGUUCGCGCGCGGUGUUGCAAGACAAAUACGGUACGUUGCACCAUGUUUCCUUGAGUGUUAUCCUGAGUGGACGGCAGGUCUCCAACACGGCGUUCAGAGGAUUUGGCGGACCCCAAGGAAUGGCCGUCGCAGAACAUUAUCUGGAAGCCAUCGCCGAUAAACUGAAUCUAGACAUAGAUCACGUUCGACAAAUCAAUUUAUAUCAGGAAGCACAGAAAACACCAUACCACCAGAAGGUCUUGGACUGGCAUGUGCCUCGUCUCCUCAGCGAUUGUCGUCGCGGAAGUCAUUAUGAUGAACGGAAGGCGGCUGUUCGGGCCUUUAAUCGAGAGCACAAAUGGCGCAAACGCGGUAUCGUGCUUGUUCCAACGAAAUUCGGGCUGGCAUUCGGAGUGAAAGCUCUCAAUCAGGGUUCAGCUCUUGUGCACGUGUACACGGAUGGAAGUGUCCUUCUCGCGCAUGGAGGAGUGGAAAUGGGACAGGGUUUAUAUACCAAGAUGUGUCAAAUCGCAGCCCAAGAACUGCGAAUACCAUUAGAGGACGUGUUCACGUCAGAAACGGCGACCAACACAGUCAUCAAUACGGUUCCCACCGCAGCAUCUGCUUCAAGCGAUCUCAAUGGUUAUGCCGUCUAUAACGCCUGUGCCGAGAUCAACAAGCGACUAGAGCCGUAUCGCCAAAAGCUUGGACCACAGGCACCUCUUUCAGCGCUUGCCUCUGCAGCUUGGGCAGAUCGGAUCCCCCUCUCCGCCACAGGCCAUCAUGCGACGUCGGAUUUGGGUUAUGAGUGGAACAAUCCGAACGAAACGGGAAAUUUGUUCCAUUAUUUCACCCAAGGCGUAUGUGCAACUGAGGUUGAAGUUGACACACUUACUGGAGACCACACUGUCCUCAGAGUGGAUAUCAACAUGGACGUUGGGAAGAGUCUAAAUCCUGCCGUCGAUUACGGACAGAUCGAAGGGGCAUUCACACAAGGCCAAGGGUUAAGCACAAUCGAAGAGAGUCUGUGGUUACGUCAGACAGGCGCGAUCUUUACAACUGGACCUGGCGCUUACAAACUCCCUGGAUUCAGUGACAUUCCACAGAUAUUCAAUGUGUCGCUGUUACGCGAUGCCGAGUGGCCCAAUCUCGGCUCAAUCAAAGCAAGCAAAGGCGUCGGCGAGCCACCACUCUUUCUGGGGUGUUCCGUGGCUUUAGCCAUCAGAGACGCGCUCAAGUCUGCUCGAGCGGAUGCCAACGUUCACGAAUUGCAGGACUUCCGUUUGCCUUUGACGAGUGAGCGUAUCAGACUCGCCUGCAAGGAUUUUUUGGUGGAGAAGGGUCGAGUAGAAGCGAAAGAGGGCCAGCAGGACUUUUUCGUGCAUAUAUGA
Molecule: messenger RNA, 4182 nt
Organism: Mycena indigotica
Lineage: Eukaryota; Fungi; Basidiomycota; Agaricomycetes; Agaricales; Mycenaceae
Product: Xanthine dehydrogenase/oxidase
Exons: 22
Coding region: 1-4182 (1393 amino acids)
Molecular function (GO): iron ion binding; FAD binding; 2 iron, 2 sulfur cluster binding
Source: RefSeq, a predicted model, not a curated record